This is a messenger RNA of Daphnia pulicaria, 4371 nucleotides long. RefSeq lists its product as uncharacterized. The transcript has 2 exons. Lineage: Eukaryota; Metazoa; Arthropoda; Branchiopoda; Diplostraca; Daphniidae. Bases 1 to 4371 code for a protein of 1456 amino acids. The record is from RefSeq and is a predicted model, not a curated record. Gene Ontology annotation, molecular function: nucleic acid binding. Gene Ontology annotation, biological process: DNA integration.
AUGACGGUGCGGGGCACCUGGCCAGGAGCCCCAACGGUGCGUAUUGAAGCUUUGGAGGCAACCGACCAAGUAGGAAGCACCGGCCCGUACCAAACUACAGAAUUUGCAAGAAAGCUGUGGGUGGAGAAUGAAAAUUUGGCAGACGACUGCUUCGAACGUGAAGGAGGAGACGAGGACGUCGGGAUUCUUGUUGGAAUGGACCGAAUGUUCAACAUUAUGUUCAACGAGCCAGCAACUAAAAGCCCGUGCGGACUCAGAGCCUACACUUCAAAACUUGGAAAAGUCAUCGGCGGUCCAUCACAAGAAAAAACAUCGAAACGAAGUCAAACAAUUGUCAGCCAGCUCCCAAUUAAUUCAAAUUGCUCUCUACCACAGAUCACCUCACAGCCAUCAAAAUUUUUCAACAGCAUCCAACCAGACCACUCGGAAAGCAAGGAGACAGGAAACUCCAGUCUCCUUCCACUACCAGAAAAUUCAGAACAGAUCUGCUUUUUCGAUACGACAAAAGAAACAAAAGAAAAUUUCGCGAAUCUGAACGACUGUGUUGCUGUGGAGAAGGACGAUCAAUUCCGCUCCUUCUGCGAAGAAAUCACGCGAUUUGACGACGGCAGAUAUUGCACGCCAAUUCCAUGGACAACUGACAGAUGGAGACUGGAAAUCAACCACCAGAUGGCAGCAGGAAGACUGCGGGGCAUGCUGACCAAGUUACGCAAAUCUCCAGUCGACUUGGCCAACUACACCAAAGAAAUCGAUCAACUAAUAGCAAACGGAUUUGUAGAAGAGACUGAUUUCAAUUACGAUGGCCUCCACACUUAUCUACCGCAUCAUCCAGUCUACCGGACAGACAACGCCACCACAAAAAUCCGCCCAGUUUUCGACGGCGCCGCAAGAUCCAAAUAUGGACCGAGCCUCAACGAUGUUUUGGAGACCGGACCAAAUCUCAAUCCCGAUCUCCUCACGGUCUUAAUGAGUUUCCGGAUGAACCGGAUCGCCUGGAUUGCGGAUAUUGAAAAAUCAUUUCUCAACAUCGCGCUGCAGCCCGAAGACGCCGAAGCAGUCAGAUUUUUAUGGCCAAGGGAGCCGAAAAAUCCCAGCUCCGAUUUCAUCGCAUACAAAUGGAAAAGAGUUUCAUUUGGGCUAAGUUCAAGUCCAUUCCUUUUAAGAGUCACCAUUGAUAAGCAUUUUCUCUCAGUCAAACCUAAAUUUCCAAAGACAGUCGAACAAAUAGAAGAGCAACUUUACGUGGACGACUACCUUGGAGGAGCAGACAACGUCCCAACAGCCAUAACUACGGUGGGAGAAACCGUCACGUCAUUUUCAGAGGCCCAACUCAACAUGAGGAGCUGGGCAACAAACAACAAGCAGCUCCGUGACUUUCUCACCGAAAAAGAAAUGUCGAACCAGAUUUUCGGAAUCCUUUCACCUACAAUAGAUGGCCAGCAAAAGGCACUGGGUCUUAGAUGGGACACGAGCUCCGAUUCAUUUAAAUUUGACCCUACAUCUAUAAUGGAAGUAGCCGUGGAUAUAGGAGCAAAAAUCACCAAGAGAAAAAUUCUGAGCAUCUCAGCAAGGAUAUUCGACCCAAUUGGUUUUCUAGCGCCCACAGUUUUACUUUUAAAAAUUAUUUAUCAAAAACUUUGGGAAGGAGACAUAGGUUGGGACGAUGACGCCACACCCGAAGUGAAGAACACCUGGAGCAGCAUCAUGAAAGGUCUGAAGGAUCUACAUCAUUUGGAGAUCCCACGAUGGAUCGGUUAUUCAAAAACUUCCAUCGUUUCCGCAGAACUUCACGUGUUCGGCGAUGCAUCAGAAGCAUCCUACGGAGCAGUAGCCUACGCACGGCUCCAACUGGAGAACGGAAUUCCUUACACCAUCCUCCUCGCCAGCAAAACAAGAGUGGCGCCUCUUCCAAAGAAAAAAGUAACAUUACCCAGACUCGAACUACUAAGCUCUUUGUUAGCAAUUCGUUUAGGAGAGAAAAUUCGAACCUCCCUUCACACCGAGUCAUGGAAAACGACUUACUGGACAGACUCCCUCGUCACACUUGGAUGGAUAAGAGGAGAUUCCUAUCAUUGGAGACCGUUCGUGCGAAACCAAGUGGAAACCAUCAGAAAAUUUUCCAACGCGGAUUGGUGGAGACAUUGCCCCGGAUUGGAGAAUCUAGCCGAUCUCGCUUCGCGGGGAGCGCCAGCGCAUGCGCUGGUGGAAUCGAAACUUUGGUGGCACGGACCAGCCUGGCUGACAGAAGUAGAAAGCGAAUGGCCGAAUUCUCCAGAAAACCACUCCACCGAAACUCAAGAGAAAAUCGAGGAAGAGGAGACAAAGAAAACGGCGACUGUCUUCUUUGCAGCAGUCGAAACCACCGAGCCAAUUGAAUGGUACCUCGACAAAACCUCUACAUGGAACAAACUACUUUUCAGAUCAGCCUGGGUCCUCAGAGGAAUCAACCGUAUGAAAAAAAGAACGCGCGACCCAGUACUCGAACUAAAAGAAAUCAUUAUAGUCGCCGGAAAAGAAAUAACAAUCGACAAGAUAGUCACAGAAGAGCUGAACGAAGCGGAGCUAGCCAUCUGCAGACAGCUCCAAAUAGAACGUUACCCCAAAGCCUUUCGGACACUCCAGCUUGGACUGCAGAUUCACCCAAAGGAGAAAAUCUCAUCGCUGCGACCGGUCUGGGACAAUCGAGAUCGACUCAUCCGAGUCAUUGGAAGAGUGGCGCUCGCCCUCAGGGAUCGAGUCAUUCAACCACCGAUCCUUCUCCCAGCAAAUCAUCCGGUCGUAACUAUGUUAAUAACCAAUAGACAUGUAUUUAAUUCACACACAGGAGUCAAAACAACGCUGUCAGAACUAAAAGAAAAAUAUUGGAUCAUGAGAGGGCGCCAACAAGUGAGAAACGUUUGGUUCACCUGUGUGAAGUGCCAGAAGCUGACUUCACCUCCUUUCCUACAAGUAGCAGCGCCAUUGCCAGCGAACCGACUCCGCGAUGCCAGGGCAUUCGAAAUAACCGGAACCGAUUUUGCUGGCCCACUGUACUACAAAAACGCGACGCCGAAAAGGAAAUCCAAGUCGGCGCCAUCCGUCAAACGAGUCAUACCGGAACCUCCACCAGAAGAAGAGAACCCGGAUGCAGCGGAGCCUCCCACCGAAGAAGCUCCCGAAGAAGACGAUGGCGACCAAUCGGAUCCAGCGCAACAAGUUAACAAAAAGCAACCGAAAAGUUACGUGUGCAUCUUUACGUGUGUCGUGACGAGAGCGAUUCAUCUGGAGUUAACCAAGGACAUGACGGCUCGCUCCUUCCUGUUAGCUUUCCGUCGAUUCUCCGCCAGAAGAGGCUCAGUGUCAGUGAUGUACAGUGACAAUGCCCAAACUUUCCGUUGUGUGUCUCGAUAUCUCAAAAACAUUCGAUUCGACCCGUCCGUUCACGACCUCCUCGCCAUGAGAAGAACCAGCCGGAUCUUCUCUGUUAGCCUCGCUCCAUGGUGGAGCGGAUUCUGGGAGAAGAUGGUGAGAAUCACGAAAGAUCUAUUGAAACGAUCCAACGGGCGCGCAUGUCUCGCGUACGACGAGCUGGAAGUGAGUUUAAUCGAAACGGAAAGUGUGAUCAACGCGAGACCGUUGAACUACAUUGGAGAAGGAGCGGACGAUCCGCUCCCGAUCACUCCGAGUCAAUUUCUCAACAAUCGUCGUUCAACUUGUGCUACGCCGGAGCCAGCAGUCAAUCUAUUGGCUCCCGAUUCAACAAGUGAACUACUUAAGAAAAUGGAUCAGAACAGGCGUGACUACGUCAGCAACUUGUGCUCGCGGUUCGUCUCCGAUUACCUGAUGCAGCUGGAUAAUUUUCACGCAAAAGGAGCUUCGGGCAGAAAAAUUCGCGUCGGAGAAGUUGUCGUAAUCCACGACAAGCUUUCCAAACGGCUCAUGUGGGAGACGGGAGUAGUUAAGGAAUUACUCCCCAGCUGCGACGGCUUAGUUCGAUCCGCGAUCGUUAAAUUACCAAACGGUAAAUUAUUAACACGAGCCAUUCAAUGUUUAUGUCCCGUAGAACUGAGAGAAGACCAACCGGAAGAUGUGGAGACCGCAGACGGUGUAUUGAAUCCGGAGCCAGCUGAAGCAACUGCUCAACAAUUUCCAAAUCCACCCAAUCCGGCUCCACUCCCAUUGUUUCCGAUCGAUCCAGCUGACGUCGAAGAAGAUGAUCAUGUGGCCAAUCCGGCCGCAACUGACGUCGGCGAGGUCGAGGCCCAAGGCAUGGGCUCUGGUGGGGAGUAUGUUGGAAACGAAAGACGUCCCCAACGGCCGACGACGAGAUCCGGCCGAACAACCAGGAUUCCGGCCCAUUUACGGGAAUACGAUCUUCGGGGCCCCCGAUAG